CUAGCAGUUCUAACAGCUGUGUAUCAAGGUAGUUGCUAAUGUUCAGAAUGAGACGCGGAACUACAGUAAGAUAGAGAGCGCUUCUGCUCGGACCUUUAACGGUGUUGCACCGGAGGAUUAUGUGACCUGCUCCUGUCAUUCUAAAUUCGCGAUUUUGUUGGAUCUGAGGAGGAAAAAAAUCACCCUGAAAGCUCUACCAUGACGCUUUUUCAUUUCGGAAAUUGUUUUUCCUUGGCCUAUUUCCCGUAUUUCAUUACAUACAAAUGUAGUGGAUUGUCCGAAUAUAAUGCAUUUUGGAGAUGUGUCCAAGCAGGUGCUACCUACCUCUUUGUGCAGCUGUGCAAGAUGCUGUUUCUUGCAACAUUUUUCCCCACCUGGGAGGGAGGAGCUGGCGUGUAUGAUUUUGUUGGGGAGUUCAUGAAGGCCACAGUGGACCUGGCCGAUCUUCUAGGUCUUCAUCUGGUUAUGUCCAGGAAUGCUGGGAAGGGCGAAUAUAAGAUCAUGGUGGCAGCUAUGGGCUGGGCUACAGCCGAGCUCAUCAUGUCAAGAUGUAUUCCGUUAUGGGUGGGAGCUCGCGGCAUUGAGUUUGACUGGAAAUACAUUCAAAUGAGCUUUGAUUCCAACAUCAGUCUGGUACAUUAUAUUGCUAUGGCAGCAGUAGUUUGGAUGUUCACUCGAUACGACCUUCCCAAAAGCUUCCGUCUCCCUGUUACCAUCCUGCUGGGAUUGUGUGUUUAUAAGGGCUUUCUUAUGGAGCUGUUUGUUCAUGUUUUCCUCCUGGGCAGCUGGACAGCUCUCCUAGUGAAGGCCGUACUCACUGGUGCCAUCUCCCUGUGUUCGCUCUUCCUAUUUGUCACACUCGUUCACAGCAACUAAACCCUUAUACUGUACAGUGCCUUCACUCAAGAGGCAUUUCAAGUAUUUGAAGAACUGAUCCACAUUCCUACUUCGAAUACUGUUGACUUUUGUAUCUGCUGCAAGGAGACUGUGAGAGUAUAACUGUUAUUAGUGAACAUGUGUUUAUACUUUAUUCCAUUAACUAAAUAAACAUUUGACUUCAAUAUGAAGGGAAUAAUUUUUGGAAUACAGUUUUGGGAGAGAAACCAAACUUACUCCAAGAAAAACCUUAUUAACGACAAACUAAUUUAUUAAUAAAGGCCACAUGGGACACAAA
Cyprinus carpio (common carp) is the source of this 1174-nucleotide messenger RNA. Its product is annotated as BOS complex subunit TMEM147. NCBI's taxonomy places the organism in Eukaryota, Metazoa, Chordata, Actinopteri, Cypriniformes, Cyprinidae. The record is from RefSeq and is a predicted model, not a curated record.